This is a messenger RNA of Enterobius vermicularis (human pinworm), 1263 nucleotides long. Lineage: Eukaryota; Metazoa; Nematoda; Chromadorea; Rhabditida; Oxyuridae. The record is from the annotation of a GenBank genome assembly.
AUGGGUGGUGAGCUCCAUCAACGUCACACCACUUCAUCGACUACAACUACUGAAGCCGUAUCGUCAGUUCCGUCGUUGACAACAAAGGCAACAACUGAAAGAACUGCUUUGAAACGUCAACGCUUUGAACCAAAAGGUCUUCGGAAACUUUGGUAUUUAGCACUCUAUCUGUUUUGGUUUAUUGUUGGAUUAGCUGUAUUACGAAAAACGCAAAAUGCUAUCCAUUCCGUAUGGUACGUCAAAAGUAAUGGUCAUUUGGUUUCUGAGGAAGCAAUCGCAAAUUCAGCCCAAUUUAAGGAUCUGCUCAGUAAAUUUGAUACUCAAUUUACCAAACCACCAGCAAUUUUUUUGCUCAAUCAAUAUGCACUAAAUAUGACAUUCAAUUUCUUAUGCAAUACACGGGAAUUAGAAGGAGUUCACAACAGACUGUUGUUUGUUACGUUGGAUUCUGUGGCACGUGAUGUUCUUCACGAAUAUUGGCCAAAAAUUCAGCAAAUUUAUUGGCCGACACCAUGUUUAUACCAACCGUUCAGUUUCGCUGAAGGAGCCUAUCAAACAUUAUACCUUUUAAGAGCAAACUUGGCGGUAAAUUUGCUAAAGAAUGGGAAAUCAUUUUGGAUGAUGCAACAGGAUACGUUUUGGAGAAAAAAUUUGUUUGAUUUAAACUUGGAGGAUAACUAUGAAUACGAUGCGAUGUUUGACCAAAUUGGUUAUGAUGCAGACUCCAAACGAGCCGAAUGGGUCAACGGUGCUAAUUUCUUUGUCAGAGCCAACAACGAUACUCUGAAAUUUUUUGAAGCUAUUGCACUGAAGAUUGGUCACUGGUAUACUCCAGAUAUGGCAGUUAUGAUACAUCAGUGUCAUACGUGGAAGAAACCAAAGUGUGCUUAUAUGCCACACAAAAUUGCUAAUUCUUGGGAAUGGCUCCACACUGACCAGAAAAAUCCGCCAUACAUAAUGCAACUGGAUUGUGAGACAGACGGCAGUUCAAAACUAAUGCAGUUGGCUAAAUAUGGAUUUUACUUUAUGAACAAAGAUGAUCAUCGUGUUUGUAACCAAACUGCUGUCGAUUUGGUGAGGAAACGGAUGGAAGACGGAGAUAUUCGACCGUCGAAACCAGGUCUUCUGGGCCUCAGUUGGGGUCGUCUUCAAUUUCGGGCUUACUGGUGGAUUGUCGAUAACAUGUUAUCAACACCAAUCAUUGGGAAUUUAAUUAAACCCUACUUACCUUUGGUUGGCUUUAUAUUGAUGAUAACGAUCUGA